This is a messenger RNA of Rattus rattus (black rat), 2269 nucleotides long. It is a transcript of the gene Tk1, whose product is annotated as thymidine kinase 1. Gene Ontology annotation, biological process: thymidine metabolic process. Gene Ontology annotation, molecular function: thymidine kinase activity; ATP binding. The record is from RefSeq and is a predicted model, not a curated record. Lineage: Eukaryota; Metazoa; Chordata; Mammalia; Rodentia; Muridae. The transcript has 7 exons. Bases 93 to 791 code for a protein of 232 amino acids.
UGCUUAGGCGCGCAAGGGACCCUGUGGGAGGCGUUGUGUGUGACUAACGUACUCCACUCAAGGACCCCGGUGCUAGGAUUUACCCCGUCGCCAUGAGCUACAUCAACCUGCCCACCGUGCUGCCCAUCUCCCCCAGCAAGACUCGGGGGCAGAUCCAGGUGAUUCUCGGGCCAAUGUUCUCAGGGAAAAGCACGGAGCUGAUGAGGAGAGUGAGGCGUUUCCAGAUCGCCCAGUACAAGUGCCUGGUCAUCAAGUAUGCCAAAGACACGCGCUAUAGCAACAGCUUCUCCACACAUGACCGGAACACCAUGGAUGCACUGCCGGCCUGCAUGCUCAAGGAUGUGGCCCAGGAGGCCUUGGGUGUGGCUGUCAUUGGCAUCGAUGAAGGGCAGUUUUUCCCUGACAUUGUGGAUUUCUGUGAAAUGAUGGCCAAUACAGGCAAGACAGUGAUUGUGGCGGCGCUGGACGGAACCUUCCAGAGGAAGGCUUUCGGCAGCAUCUUGAACCUGGUGCCCUUGGCCGAGAGUGUGGUGAAGCUCACCGCCGUGUGCAUGGAGUGCUUUCGAGAAGCUUCCUACACCAAGAGGCUGGGCCUGGAGAAAGAGGUGGAGGUGAUUGGCGGAGCGGACAAGUACCACUCUGUGUGCCGCCUGUGCUACUUUAAGAAGUCUUCAGCCCAGACUGCAGACAACAAAGAGAACUACCCAGUGCUGGGGCAGCCUGGAGAGAUCCCGGCUGUCAGGAAGCUCUUUGCCCCUCAGCAAAUCCUACAGUGUAACUCUGCCAACUGAGGGGACCCGGGGCCUGCCAGCUCCUUCCCCAGGUUGGACUCCCAGAGAGCAGGGGAAGGGGCGGGGCCUGCCAUUCCUACUGGACAUUGCGCCUUGGCUUAUCUGCUUGUUGAAACCUUUCUUAGUUCCCUUCUUAUAAUGGUUGUGAGCCCCCAACCCAACGCUUCUCUCUUAAACCCCGUGAUUCAGGCAACAUCAUACUUUACUGGUCCUGCUUCACUAGAGAGCUGCAUGGGGAGACCUUGCUGGAAAUUGAACUUGGGACCUCUGGAAGAGCGGUCAGUCCUCUUAACCCCUGAGCUAUCAUUCCAGCACCUUUAGCUCCCUUCUUGGUUGCCAAGACACCUCAGCACAGACUGGAGCCCAGACCCUGCCUGGUGGCUCGGGUCUCACAUUCAGCCAAAGGUGAGAACAGAGCCACCCAGCAUUGUGACAUUGGUGGUGCUAGCUUCUUCCUUGUUGGUGGCUUUCACUGCUGGGUUUCCGUCUCAGCCCCACACUUUACCAAGGCUCUAGCCCUCUCACAGCUCUCCCAUAUAUGUAUCCCUUGACCCCUACUGCCAUUAUAGCUCCAAUCCCUCUCUGCUCAGCUCUCAGUAAGCCAAGGGAGUAUGUUUCUUGUGCCCCAUUACUUAUAACUUACUUAGCCUGGGUUUCCCUAAAUCUUGCAACUAGCACCCACAUGACUUGGGGGUAGAAAUUUCUUCUGUAGUACUAAUGGCCUCCACCACAGCCCAAGAGGAACAGUCACCCACAUUUCUAUCUGGUUGGUUUGGGGACAAAAAUGGCAAAGGCACCUGCCAGGAGAGUCAGGAGAUGGUGUUUCUAGCUGGCACGGGAGGUCAGGUUUUGUGAGACAGAUACUUGAUAGAUUGAGUUGAGGAAACGGCUCAGAUGGCCUUGGAAAAUGGGCAGGGUGACACUUGAGGACCAGAGACCUGGGUCUAAGGUGUGGGGUGCUGCUGGUGCCUUGCCCAGCUGCUCAAGGCGUGCUCUCCAGAGGAGGCCCACAGCUCGGAGCCCGGCCUGUCAGUUUAUACUUCAGAUUUUGAAAGACGCGGCCAGCGGCUCUCCACAGCCCCAUUAUUGCACAAGAGUUUACCUCAGGGGCAUGGCUGCUUCCUGACAGAGAUGGGUCCACUCCCUGCCAAGUCCCUGGAAGGUGUCAAGAGGGGCCAGAGUCAACCUCAGAGGGGCAACACCCAGGGGCCCCUGGCAGGCAUCGGAAACCUGGCCAGCUGUCCAGAACAAUCCGCCUCACAAGCUGUCAUGGUGGCUGUUUUAGGAUGCAGUAGAAGGCAGUGUGCAGACUGAGACCCCACUAGGGAAGCUGCCACCCCAAACUUAAAGAACAUGGUCUAACUGGGCAUGGUGGUCUGCAGCUUUACCCAGCACUCAACCACAUGUUGGCUCCCACCCAUCUGUAAGGGGAUUCAAUGCUUCUUCUUGUGAAUAUAAAUAAAACAAAAAUAAAUCUU